Parathielavia appendiculata is the source of this 656-nucleotide messenger RNA. RefSeq lists its product as uncharacterized. The record is from RefSeq and is a predicted model, not a curated record. NCBI's taxonomy places the organism in Eukaryota, Fungi, Ascomycota, Sordariomycetes, Sordariales, Chaetomiaceae. Bases 54 to 359 code for a protein of 101 amino acids. The transcript has a single exon.
GAGAUCUUGAUGACGGUCAGAAGCAGGGGCUUGCCAUUUGCCAGCGACGUUCCAUGACUGAUGUCGACAGAAACAUUUAUGCGACUGCCAGCCGCAAGUUCUCGGUCUGCAGGUGGCUAUGGAAUGGAGAUGGGCCUCGACAGCGCCUCUUCAGCAACUGCGCCGUAGGCGUCUUUGUCCUACAGUGCACAUGGCGGAUGGGCAUUCCCGCCUACCCACCCCUACACUGUUUCCUCCGCCAUGUCUGCCUCUUUGUGGCUUUCUGUCUCGCUCAGCUCGUCGAGGCACUUCGCGACAAUGAUCCUACACCCAGUGUGUUCCAGAUCGCCAAAGCCGUUUGUUCGGCUCCCGGCAUAUGAAGGCCAGCCCUCUCCGCGGGACCAAAAGCCCCUGCUAUAUCCAUCAACCUGUCCCAUCCUGCUUGUUUCCUUGUUCAUUUUCCUGCUGGCUUCCUGCUCGCCUUAACCGCAAGAGAUGACCCAUAGCUCAGCCUAGACAAUAUGGUCGGCGUUGCGACAUUCCCUAUAUCGGGCACGGCCGAUCUGUCGAGGGUCGAAGCCCCCGUAACUCUCAAAGCCUACCUGCUGUGUGCCUUUGCCGCCUUUGGCGGGAUAUGUAAGUCCAAGUCCACGUUGAUCUCUAUGUCGUGGUUGACA